GUCUCCCUCUCUCUCUCUCUCUCUCUCAUUCUCUCUCUACGAAAACACUUUCGGGAAGAAUAAAGUUUUUUCCCCCCUCACACGGACCUGUGCUCAGCCAGUCUUUACUCAGAGCCAAACCGUGGCCUAGCAGGAAGAACGGCUCGACUAUGUGGAGAAAGAAACGGGCACUUGGGGAAACCGUGGCUUGUCUCGUAUUUCUUGUGACGCUCGCCGAUGCUUAUCGAUUCCUGAGCCACAGCACAGCCUCCCAAUUCCUGAGCAGGCACAGGAGAGCCAACUCUCUGUUUGAGGAGAGCAAGAAGGGCAACCUGGAGAGGGAGUGCAUUGAGGAGCUGUGCAACAAGGAGGAGGCCAGGGAGAUCUUCGAGAACCAGCCGGAGACGGAGUACUUCUACCCCAAGUAUAUUGUGUGCCUGGGUUCACACCGUGUCGGCAUCAACAACCAGAACUCGGAUACUGUCAUCCCAUCUGACCUCCGCACUUGUGUAAAGGAGAUCAGUGACCAGUGCACGCCGUUUCCAUGCUACAGGGAGGGUUCAGAGCGCUGCAUUGACGGCCAGGCCUCCUUCACAUGCGUGUGUAAGCCUGGCUGGAAGGGGCCACGCUGUGAGAAUGACAUCAAUGAGUGUUCAGAUCCGGAGUUUCCAGCAGGGUGUAACCAAAAAUGCUACAACAUCCCCGGCAGUUUCCACUGCAUGUGUGAAGAAGGCUACUUCAUCAGUGACAAAAUCAAGUGCACGGAUAUCGAUGAAUGCCGAUUGUACCCCAGUAUUUGUGAAGCGCCCUCUAAAUGUGUCAACACACCGGGCAUGUACGAGUGUGAGUGUCCCCCGGGACUCAAGUACAACUUCACUUCCAAAACCUGCGACGAUGUGGACGAGUGCAAGAUGAACGUGUGCGAUGGCACUUGUAUAAACACAGUGGGCAGCUACACGUGCCACUGUGAUGGUCGUCGGGGUCUUCGUUUGGCGGAGGACGAGCGAUACUGUCAAUCAAUCCCAGUUUGUGUCGAUCUCUAUGAAUUUAAACAUCCCGAGAUGCUUUACCUGGGGGAGCAGUUCGCAGGGCUUCCUGUCAUUUAUCUGCGCUUUCGUCUGCCUGAGAACACAAAGUUUGCAGCAGAGUUUGACUUCCGUACAUUUGAUCCAGAGGGAGUUGUUCUGUAUGCUGAGUCCUCCCAGGACUCAUGGUUCAUGCUGGGGCUAAGAGGUGGUCGCAUUGAAGUCCAGUUCAAAAACCAGCACACAUUUAAGGUCACCAGUGGAGGCAAAGCCAUCAAUGAUGGACAGUGGCAUGUGAUCUCUGUGGAUGAACUGGAGAGCAGCAUCAGUGUGAAGAUCAGCAAGGAAGCUGUAAUGAGCAUCAACAGCCCUGAGAGUCUCUUUACUUCAGUUAAUGGCAAACUGGAGACCAAGGUCUACAUCGCUGGUCUGCCCAACCGCACUGACAACGUUAUCAAACCUAUCAACCCCCGACUUGAUGGCUGCAUCCGGGGAUGGAACUUGAUGAACCAGGGGGCAUCUGGGGUAAAGGAGGUCAUCCAGGAGAAGGAGAGCAAACACUGCUUUGUGUUUGUUGAACGAGGCUCUUUUUUCACUGGUGAAGGACUGGCACAAUUCAACAUUGACUACAGUGAUUCUGGGAGCUGGAACGUGGAUGUAACGAUGAGCGUACGUCUGUCCAGCAGCACAGGGGUCCUCCUUGCUCUUGUCCACAACAACACGGUCCCCCUCUCGGUCGCCGUGGUAACGCAGGGAGAAGACGAGGCUAACCUUCAAGUGUUCUUGGAUGGCGUUUCAGUGGCGACGCUGGACUCUUUGAUGUUUUGUUACCCCGACCGGCUGACGGUGCAGCUGAAUGUAACUCCAACAGAUAUCCAAAUCUCAGCUAACUCCUCCACUGUUAAAUACAUAAAGUCUGAUGCCCUGCAGGAGGCACUGGAGCGCCUCAACUCCACCAUGCAGAACCCUGUCAGCACCUACAUUGGUGGGAUACCAGACGAUGUCCCAUUACCUGCCACCCCUGUCACGGCUUUUUAUCACGGCUGCAUGGACAUCACGAUCAGCGGCCACCAGCUGGACUUUGACGAAGCGCUCAGCAAACAUAACAGUAUUAAGUCCCAUUCCUGUCCUCCUGCCUCUGCCCCCGAGACUCACUCUGAUGUACCCCACCCGCACAGAAAGUGACCUUAAUUAACAACCAGAACUAUUUUAAAAGCCCUCACAUUAGGCAGCGUCCCACAGUGCCCUCUUCUUGGGAUAUUUUGGAAAAAGAGAUAUAGGAGAACAGAUGAAAGGGAGAGAAGGAAGUGAGAAAGAAGUGACAAGAAGAGGAGAUAAUGGUAGAAAGUUAGAGUCAUUUUUAUCGACUUUCUCGGGUUUAUGAUAUUGUCAAUUUCCUGGGAGAAUUUUGUUUUGGAUUUUUUUUUCAUGAGGUACGACGAAAGCUGGCUUGUCAGUGAGCUAAUAAGAAGCUUGAUGGCAGUAAUGACGUAGUUGUAGCAGUUGGUUGCAAUGAAUUAUAUGAUUUCCAAGAAACAUUGAAAAAGAGCUGAGCUCUGUUUCACACAUACCAUGUGUUGUGCAAGAGAUGGUUGUGUUUGUGUAGAGAAAUAAACAAAUGGUCACUGCUGACCAGGCUUUGAGACCACCUGCAUCUUUUUCCCUGUUGUUGAAUCAUGAUACUUUUUGUAAUUUCUCUUUCAUUCUAGUCUCAUGGAGGAAAAUGUGUGGAGACAACUAGAUAAAGUCAAGGUUGUAGAGCUUCUAGAUGGCUGUGAAAGCUGUGCCUCCAAACGUUCAAUCCAAUUCUUUUACAUUUUCUUGUUUGAAUUACCCUCCCUUAUUGUAGCUCUGCCUUCAAAACUUGUUGAAUUGGUUUAGAAACCUUGAACAUGGUUGGUUGUUUCACCGCUCUCGUCCACAUUUAAACCAGAAUCCACCAUGGUCGUCACCAGAUGCAUUCCUCUCUAUAUGGCUGGUCUUGCAAGACCAUCUACAACUUGUUCUUCUAUUUUUGUCCUCAUCGAGUUUGCCUUGUAUAUAAAACAAGCCCUCUUUAAUAUAUAACUUAAAUGUAGUUGUUCUGUGUUUGUUUUAUGUUUCUUUUAAUAAAAUUGGUCAAAGCAACCUAUCUCGACACUACAUUGCUUUCUUAAGCCUUCUAGCCUUAGUGA
This is a messenger RNA of Thunnus maccoyii (southern bluefin tuna), 3178 nucleotides long. It is a transcript of the gene pros1, whose product is annotated as protein S. Gene Ontology annotation, molecular function: calcium ion binding. The coding region runs from base 150 to 2189 and encodes 679 amino acids. The transcript is spliced from 14 exons. Gene Ontology annotation, cellular component: extracellular region. The record is from RefSeq and is a predicted model, not a curated record. Lineage: Eukaryota; Metazoa; Chordata; Actinopteri; Scombriformes; Scombridae.